AUGGACAUGAUAUUCAUAAGCCUCGAUGAUUGUUAUUCAAUGUAUGUUACGUAUGCUAAGGCUUGUGGUUUUUCAGUCAGGAAAGGGACUGGAAAGAUAAACGCCAAAGGUGAAAGACAUAUUAAGUAUUACUUGUGUACGAGAGUUGGGUUAUAUAAGGACAAGAAGGUUGAUACGUUGGACCCCAGUCAAAAGGAACGGAUUAUGCGAUCCAACUUUUCAAAGAGGACUGAUUGUGGUGCACUGUUAUGCGUAAUUUUUGAGGCUGGAUCAUGGAAGGUCUAUAAGUUUGUUAAGGAGCACAACCAUGAUCUUGUUGAACUUCCUGAUAAGCAUUUUGUUCCAACUGAAUGGCACCUCACUCAGCUCCAGAAGCAUGUUAUACACAUGUCUAAGUUGAAUUUGGGUCCAGUUAAGGCGUUUAAUGUUAUGAAGACUUUUUUUGGUGGUUUUGAAGACGUGGGUGCAAGUAAACUUGAAUUUAAGAACUACAAGAGGCAAAUUAACUUGCUUAUAGGGGAAUACGAUGCUGAGAUGGUUGUUGGUGUUAGGCUAUGCAAUUCCACUAAUUUCAAAGAACGUAUUUAUGGUGUUGUGUGGACGGAUAUUCUUGCACCAGAAGUAUUUGAAUCAGGAUGGGAAGAGUUUAUUAGAGAGUUCAAUUUAGCAGAUAAUGACUGGCUCCCUGAUAUUUUCGAACUCAGGGAAUCUUGGAUCCCUGCAUACUAUAGAAUGGAGGAGUUAUCGGGCCUUAUGCGAACGACAUCGAGGUCAGAGAGUGAGAACCAUUUUUUUGGUCAAGUGUGCAAUUCAAAAGCUACUCUUGUUGAGUUCAUGACUCAUUACGAAACUGCAAUAGAAGCACAGCGUCACAUGCACCGGAAAAAUGAUCACGAAUCUCGAUACAAACGCCCACAGUUGAAAAGUAAUUACCAAGUGUUGGAGGGCCAAGCUGCUGACAUAUACACGGAAAAUAUUUUUUGUGAUGUUCAAGCUGAGCUAAUCGGAAUAGCGGAUUGCAUAAAUCAGCGUUACGAAGAUCAGCCCGAUGGGCUUGUUAAGUUUUACAUAAAUGAUUUCCAGCAGCCUUUUGUUGUGUUUGUUUAUUUGAUUGUUUUUUAUAUACAAACAUUCUUUGCCUGGCGUUAUAUAGAUAUUGUUUUUGGCGUUUUUCAGAUAUUAGGGAAUUUCCAAAACAAUACAUUUUGA
Helianthus annuus (common sunflower) is the source of this 1209-nucleotide messenger RNA. RefSeq names its product protein FAR1-RELATED SEQUENCE 5-like. Gene Ontology annotation, biological process: regulation of DNA-templated transcription. The coding region runs from base 1 to 1209 and encodes 402 amino acids. The transcript is spliced from 4 exons. The record is from RefSeq and is a predicted model, not a curated record. NCBI's taxonomy places the organism in Eukaryota, Viridiplantae, Streptophyta, Magnoliopsida, Asterales, Asteraceae.